Molecule: messenger RNA, 792 nt
Organism: Symsagittifera roscoffensis
Lineage: Eukaryota; Metazoa; Xenacoelomorpha; Acoela; Convolutidae
Product: 3-hydroxyacyl-CoA dehydrogenase type-2-like
Exons: 1
Coding region: 1-792 (263 amino acids)
Molecular function (GO): oxidoreductase activity
Source: RefSeq, a predicted model, not a curated record
AUGAACUCAGCCGUAAAGAGCCUCAGCAAAGCUGUGGCUUUUAUUCCCGGCGGAGCAACCGGCUUGGGGCGUGCUACGGCGAGUGCAAUUGUUCAGAACGGAGGAAAAGUUGCCGUGAUGGAUACCGAUAUCGAAUUUGGACAGUACUUGGCUCAGGAUUUAGGUCCAUCUUGUCAAUUUGUAGUAGGCUCUGUCACAGAAAGGGAGAAUAUUGAAGUUGCUCUGAAGAAAGGAUUUGAAGCUUUCAAUUUGAGAUACAAUCUAUGCCUGAACUGUGCUAGUCAGAGUCACGCGCUUAAACUGUUUAACAAAAAACACGGAAAGGCGAAUUCAUUUGAAUAUUUUUGGAAACCCUUCACUGUAAAUACAAUAGGUAGUUUCAACGUUCUAGCAACAUUUGUUAAAGAGUUAGAUAGUCAAGAUGUAACCGAAGAAAAUAAAGAUGUGGUUUUUAUUAAUAAAACUCUGCUUUACGAAGGUCAUGAACUUAUGACGUCAUAUACUUCGUCGAAAGGAGCUGUUAAAAGUAUGACUGUUCCAGCUUCAAGGGAACUAGCGGCGUUAGGAAUACGCGUCUGCUCAAUUUCCACCGGGUAUUUUGACACUGAUAAAGUAGAAGAAAUUUGGUCUGACAAUAUGAAGAUGAAUUUUAUUCAAGGCCGAAUGCACCCGAAAUUCAGACUUCCGCAUUCAGAAGAGUUCGUUCACGCUGUAGCAACCAUUUUCGAAAAUAAAAUGCUCAAUGGAUAUGAUAUGAAACUGGAUAAUGCUAAUUCUUUAAUUUACAGCUGA